Molecule: messenger RNA, 732 nt
Organism: Schistocerca serialis cubense
Lineage: Eukaryota; Metazoa; Arthropoda; Insecta; Orthoptera; Acrididae
Product: trypsin alpha-like
Exons: 2
Coding region: 1-732 (243 amino acids)
Biological process (GO): proteolysis
Molecular function (GO): serine-type endopeptidase activity
Source: RefSeq, a predicted model, not a curated record
AUGCAGCACCUCGCCCUCUUCGUGGUGUGCCUCUUGGGCUCGUCCCUGGCCAAUCCCGCGUCGACCAGGUUGUGGAGCCGAGGUAACGGCCGCAUCAUUGGAGGUUCCGACGCCGACAUUGCCGACUACCCGUGGCAGCUGUCCUUUGAGUACAGCGACUCGCACAUCUGCGGAGCAUCCAUCAUCAGCUCCAACUGGGCGCUGUCGGCCGCUCACUGCGCUGACCAGUUGAAUGUCCUUCUGAUCAGUUUCCGAGCGGGAUCUUCAAUUCGUGGAAGCGGUGGUACCGUUCGCAAGGCAGGUUCCGGCUACAUGCACGGAUCGUACGACAGCAAUACGCUAGACUACGAUGUCACCGUCAUCAAGGUCGUCAGCCUGCCCUCUGAUGGCUACGACCCGGAAGGUGGUCUCGCAGUGACGGUGACUGGUUGGGGAACCACGUACACGGACGGGCCAGCAGCCAGCACCCUGCAGAAGGUCGACAUCAGCAUCGUGGACCGCAGCACCUGCAGGAGUAUCUUCGCUAACAUCAACACUGUGACCGACCGCAUGGUGUGUGCCGGCGAAGCCGGCAGGAGCGUCUGCAACGGAGAUUCCGGCGGCCCCCUGGUCAGUGGAAACACUCAGGUGGGCAUCGUCUCCUGGGGAAAUCCAGAGUGCGAGGCCGCCUCCGGCGUCUACGCCAAUGUUGCCAACCUGCACUCCUGGAUCCGAGCUGCAACUGGUGUCUAA